UUCACAUGUUGCAGAGUUCAAAGGUAUGGAUCCAGUGCUGUUGGAAAUGAGACCGGUGAUCCCCUCUCACCUAAGAGCCCACAGUUCAGAUGCUACAUGGAUCAUCUGAGAAAUGAGCACCAGGCCAUCUCAGAUAGACUUCAGGGAGGGGAGCCGUUGUCAGACUCUAAACAGAAGGAGCUCCGGGGAUCCAGGAUGGAGCUUGGUGAGAUCCUUGAGAAAUGGAACGAACUGAUAUCAAUGGAAGAAGAGAUCAAUGAAAUUCAGCAUCUUAUCCAAGAUGGUCAUGAUAAAGAGAUGCAGGAUCUAGCUUUGUCUGAGAAGGAUCAACUUCAGGAUAGGAUUGAAGAUGUAUCACAAGAGUUGGUUGACCUUCUAAUGUCAUCCGAAGAGACUGAUGAUAAUGAUGUCAUAAUGGAGUUUUCAGCAGGAGUGGGAGGUCAAGAAGCUAUGCUGUUUGCCUCUGAUAUGUUUGACAUGUAUCAACGAUAUGCAGAUUACAGACGUUGGUCCUUUACAAUCCUCGAGUACUUUACCUCAGAUAUAGGUGGAUUAAGGCAUGCUACCGUUAGUAUCACCGGUGAUCAAGCUUAUCGUCUUCUAAGACAGGAGGCUGGCGUCCAUCGUGUUCAGAGGGUACCAAAGACAGAGAGACAAGGGCGUAUACAUACAAGCACCAUGUCAAUAGCGGUACUUCCACAACCUAAAGAGAUUGAUCUGAAACUGGACCCUAAAGAUCUGAGGAUUGAAACAAAGAAAGCUAGCGGAGCAGGAGGUCAGCAUGUGAAUACAACGGACAGUGCUGUUAGAAUUACCCAUAUACCAACAGGUAUCUCGGCUGAAAGUCAACAAGAGCGUUCCCAACACAAGAAUCGUUCGAUUGCCAUGACGAUGCUACAGACUCGAAUCUACAACCGGAUCCUUGAAGACCAGACCAACUCUGAAAGAUCGAUGCGUCGUUCACAGGUGGGCACAAGAGGGCGCUCUGAAAAGAUUCGUACUUAUAAUUACCAGCAAGAUAGGAUCACGGACCAUCGGAUCAGUCGUAGUAUCCAUGGAGUAAUGGAGUAUCUACUAGGAUCUGAACACUUAGAUGAAAUGAUGGUUAGUUGUAUGGAAGGCGAGGAGUGUCAGAAUAUACAAGAAAGAAUCCUAGAAGUUUAUGAUAUGAGCAAAGAGAACUCAAGAUAGGAUCACGGACCAUCAGAUCACUCAUAGUAUCAAUGGAGUAUCUACUAGGAUCUGAACUCAUAGGUGAGAUGAUGGUUAGUUGUAUGGAAGGCGAGGAGUUGGAAGGGGGAGGGGUCACUGUUACUAGCAGGUAGACCUAAUGGUCGUAUACAGACUUCCCCAGAAUUUCUCUAUUGAUUUGCCCAUCUUACAGUACCCUAAACAAAUCCCUAAACUAAAUGAUGUCUCAAAUGUUGUAUUGUAAUGAAAAUGUGAAGCUUAUACCCUUUCCAUGAAAUUUUAUACCCUUUUUACUGGAUGUGCUGAUAUUGCCUGGCCGUUGAAAACAAGACAUUUUACUUGUUAUUUUAAAUGUGCAUUGUGGGCAACUUACUUUUUGUAGUUGUCCUAUAUUGAACAAAUUUACUUGAAAUUAAAGCAUCUUCAAAAUGAA
Messenger RNA from Lytechinus pictus (painted urchin), 1624 nucleotides. Its product is annotated as peptide chain release factor 1-like, mitochondrial. Gene Ontology annotation, molecular function: translation release factor activity. The coding region runs from base 97 to 1191 and encodes 364 amino acids. The transcript is spliced from 7 exons. The record is from RefSeq and is a predicted model, not a curated record. Gene Ontology annotation, biological process: translational termination. Lineage: Eukaryota; Metazoa; Echinodermata; Echinoidea; Temnopleuroida; Toxopneustidae.